AUGGCCUCUGCAUACGAACUGGAGCCCUGGUGCGUGACGGACGCUCCUAGCCACGAGACGGAGGGUCUGGUACCCAUCGUGGCCCACGAGGAGCUCCAUCCGAGCCUCAUGGCCGGAAAUAAUCAGUUCCCCUUUGCCGUGCAAGGAGAUCUCGAGCCAUGGACGGUGGACCAGCUGGGCUGGAACAAUAAUGCUCAUGCCGAAUUCGCCAAAGUGGCUGAGGCCCAGCGGUAUCCGCAAUCGUGGGUGGAGGCGGGCCUGACGAUCCACUCCGCUGGCGGCAAGUGGGAGAACUGGGAGGACGCGAGCGUUAUCUAUGAUCAACAACAACUAUAUCCCGAUCCACUAGCUCAAGAUGCAGAGCGACAACGGUGGAGCUCCCUAAUGGCCACUCAACGAGCCCUCUUUAUGACUCCGUCCGUGCAACCCACAGCCUUCCCGACCUUCCCAGGGUCACCUAUUUCCGAUCCGUGCGGUACGCCGGAGCCCAGCCAUGCCUCAUUCGGCCGCUGGGAGACCGACCAAGACAGCGAAGACAUGCAAUCGUCUCGGUCCCCCGACUCCCCCAACACCCACGCCACCAUGUCCGAUAGACUUGCCUAUGCACACUCAUCACAUCACAUGGAAGAAGAAGAAUACCCGACCACCCUAGAAAUGCCAGAUGGAAGCACCCGCCGAACCUCCAACUGGCUCCCGGUAGAUGCAAGUGCCGGGUUCACCAUUGGGGCGGACCAGCUUGGUCCGGCUCAGGGAGAACAUGAGAUGCACAACUUUCGCGAGAUGCAAGGAGCAUUUAUCCCAGCAGAUCCCAUCGGUUGGACAUACAACCAAUGA
This is a messenger RNA of Penicillium cataractarum, 834 nucleotides long. RefSeq lists its product as uncharacterized. The transcript has 2 exons. NCBI's taxonomy places the organism in Eukaryota, Fungi, Ascomycota, Eurotiomycetes, Eurotiales, Aspergillaceae. The coding region runs from base 1 to 834 and encodes 277 amino acids. The record is from RefSeq and is a predicted model, not a curated record.